Glarea lozoyensis ATCC 20868 is the source of this 570-nucleotide messenger RNA. RefSeq names its product protein of unknown function UPF0157. Lineage: Eukaryota; Fungi; Ascomycota; Leotiomycetes; Helotiales; Helotiaceae. The coding region runs from base 1 to 570 and encodes 189 amino acids. The record is from RefSeq and is a predicted model, not a curated record. The transcript has a single exon.
AUGCCUCAAAUCACAAUCCUCCCCCACAACCCCCUCUGGCUCAGCAAAUUCGAAGCCCAAAAAAAGAUACUCCAAGAAAUCCUAGCCUCCCUCCCCAUACUCUCCAUCCAACACGUAGGCUCCACCUCCAUCCCCUCCCUACCAGCCAAACCCGUGUUAGACAUCGACAUCAUCGUCCAGCGCUCCGACGUCCCUCUUGUAAUCGCCGCCCUCGUCGCCGCAGGCUACACAGACCUCGGCACCUUUGGCAUCGCCGACCGCUGGGCAUUACGGCAACCAGGCUACGGGAGAGGGGACGAGGCGCUAGGCGAUGAAGAAGAUAUGCGGAUGAAUACGUAUGUGAUUGUCGAGGGCAGUCUGGCGUUACGGAAUCAUUUGGAUGUUAAGAGGGUGUUGUGUGGGAAUGAGGGGCUGAGGAGGGAGUAUGCGGAUACGAAGAGGAGGUUGGUUGAGCAGGGAGUGGAUUUGGAUGGGUAUGUUAGGGGGAAGAAUGAGGUGCUUUUGAGGGUUUUGGGGGAGGCGGGGUGGAGUGAGGGGGAGUUGGAGGAGGUUAGGAGGGCUAAUGAGUGA